CACCCGAUCGCUGCAAAUCUGGAUCGGCUCGUUUUGACACCAUUCUUUCGGGACCCGUACCCCGGGAGCAAUCCAGAUUCUCCCGCCAACCGCAGCAGCAACAUUCCACGACAGGAACGACGGAACAAAGGCCGCCUGCGAAGCAAACAAGCCUGGAAAUCUUUGCAAUGAUGCCACCCAAGAGCUUCACCGAAUGCGUCGAGAUUCCCUUUGCUUCUUCCCGACGCCCGAACGAGUGCGGGGGGCGGGCGAGGAGGAAGCGAUGCCGGAACCAAAGAAGCGCGCGGCUGUCCGGCACGGCCACUCCGGCGACGGCGGCGUGGGUCUGGCGGUUGUUCGUGGCGUCGCUGGUGGCCUCGGGCACGAACACGAAUGCAAAGGCCAAUGCAAAGGCCAAUGCAAAGGCCAAUGCAAAGGCCAAUGCGAAUGCAAAUGCAAAUGAAAGUACAACCACGAUCACCACCGGGUUUCUCCCGGUGUGCGAUGCCUUUGUUCUCCCCACCACCAAGACCAACCGCUUCGUCCGACCGGAACGACGGAAUCCAAAGCCACGGAGAAACCACAGAACCCAACACCACGCGGGCGUCCAAAGCCACAGAGCACMCGUAUUUCCGAUCGCCGCGAGCCCCGCCCCAAGAACGGGGACGACGCUGUGGCUGAACAGCCCGACGGGAAGCAACAAGGCCACCCCGAGGGGCAGGAGGAACGACGAGGUGACCGGGCUGGUCCUGGCCGUUUUUAUCGUUCUGAGCCUGGCGGGAAUGACGGGAAGCGGCGCGGGCGUCGCCGGCGACGGCGUUUCCGACGUCACGAGCUCGAGCUACGCCGUCGUGACCAAGGUCGUCGAGAACACCGUCCCCACCACCUCGACCGAGGUCGUUGCCGUGACCCUGGGAGAGUCGAUCGGGGGCGUCAUCGGCGCCGUGUUUUCCGUGGCGAUCAAUUUCGUGCUGCGGGGGGGAAAGACGGACGACCCCAAUGAAUCCUCCCCCGACCCGACCGGUAGCGGCACUGCCGGCAGGAGCAAACCGGCGUCGCUCUUGUCGCAGGGCCUCUCGGACAGCGACUUUUUCAUUGCAAACUCCGCCAGCUACUCGAUUCUAGAGGCCGCGGGGGUUCCCGAGUCGAUCGCAAAAUACGGAAGCAUCUUCAUCGCGGCCGUACCGUCCCAGCUGGUCAAGAUCGGCUCCAGCAUAUCCAAGCAGAAGAGAGCAAAGGAAGAGCGACUCCUGUACGAACUCCUCCUCAGCGAGGAGAGGCAGCGCAGACGCUCCAGGUACCGGUUCGACAAACUGUUUUCGUUCUGGAAGCAAAGGAGCCAGGCAACGAGGCAGCGGUUUGUCGAUCCGAAAGAUCUCGAGCCGGUAACGGCUGCCGGGGAAGCCGCCGCCACUGGUUCGGCUCUCGCUGCCGAAACGGUGGGAACCCCUUCCGUCUUUGUCGUCGACUUUGUGGAAGUCUUUGCGGACGUUACGAGGUGGCUGGAGUACGAGUAAGUUUUUGCGCGGCCGGUGUGGUGUGGUGUUGGAAGCGUCGCGAGCCCCGUGCAGGCGAUUGGGAACGCCGCCGCGUGGUGGGAAACGCGCACACAUCCACUGACCCAGCCGACGUCUUUUUUUCGCAAUGCUUUUCUUGGCCGAACCAACCAACCAACCAACCAACCAACGCAACACGCCAGUGUUCUCAAGACCGAGUACGGGGAAAUGGCCUCGUCGGUCUUGUGGAUGGGAAACACCCACGCACCCGUCAACAACCUCCAGGCGGCCAUCACGUACGCGCUACUGGGCUCCCUCGCCGCGGUUUCGGCGCGCUGGUACGCCGACGUUCUGUACGGGCGGUUCGGCUACGGGCCCAUCGAGAAGCAGCGGGAGGUCCGGUCCAGGGGCGACGCCGAGUGGUUCUCCCUCUACUCGUCUACCGCGGCGAGCGCGCUGGCCCUCUUUGGAUGCUACGAGUUCUUCCAGAUUCCCAUCGGCCGGUACAUCCAGGGGACGCUGUCGGGGGGCGUGGAGAUGUGCUUUGGGUCCUCCCGGUUCGACGCCUGCCUCCAGACCUUUAUCGACACGAAUUCUCCCGGCCCGACCCCGGAGGCCCAGUUCCGCGCCCUGGUGACCAACCUGUACGCCGUGUACGUCCGGCUCCAGGACAUUGCCGGGGACACGAGCUGGGACGACGUGGUGGUGCUGGUCCGCGCCUGGAGCGUCUCGUUCGCCAGCUACCUGGCGAACCUGCAGUAGCGGCAACGGGCUGCCCCUGUUCCACAGUGCACGCACUCGACAAGAUUGCUGUUCUGCCAACAGCACUGGGUUUUCUCGGCGGGUUCGCCCGCACUAGAACAGUAACGAACUGCGCUAAACUACAACUU
Messenger RNA from Pseudo-nitzschia multistriata, 2365 nucleotides. The record is from the annotation of a GenBank genome assembly. NCBI's taxonomy places the organism in Eukaryota, Bacillariophyta, Bacillariophyceae, Bacillariales, Bacillariaceae.